This is a messenger RNA of Ambispora leptoticha, 519 nucleotides long. NCBI's taxonomy places the organism in Eukaryota, Fungi, Glomeromycota, Glomeromycetes, Archaeosporales, Ambisporaceae. The record is from the annotation of a GenBank genome assembly.
AUGCCGAACUCAAAACGCAAACACUUCGAUAACGAGCCACCUUUAAAUAACGCCACUCAACAGCCAUUCUGGAAUCAAACAGGUUGCCACACAUGGUUCUCUGCUUCAGUGUCUAUGAAACUGUCAACAAGGCCGAAAGCUUAUUCGAAGCCAACACGACGUCUAUGGCGUGACAAAAUGAGCCACAUUACAUCAUCAAUAAUGAGAGAAGCCGAAAGGCCAUCAAGGAAAGAAGCAAAUAAAUCCGUCAAAAAGACAGAAGGCUUUCGGCAGCUUCGUCUCGCGCAUCAUAAAGCGUUUCAAGAAUAUGCAUUUCUCAGCAAGUGGCACAUUUAUAAAAAGUUUGAUGUCUUGUGGAACACCGAGCUUGAUAGAGAUAUUAACGGUGCCGAAACAUAUUAUCUCGCCAUUUUACGUUUCAGCAACAUUCACAAGGAGAGCCAGCACUCGCUAGCGCUGAGGCCUAUCCCUGAGACUUUAAUGGGUCCUUGCAGUACUUGUGCAUUCUCACAGACCUGA